GGGAAGGCCGAGGUGGUGGGGGAAAAAAGAGAGAAAACAGAGAGGAAGAUAGAAAAUAAGUUUGAGUCAGCCAAUUUUGAGAAGAGAGCAAUCAUCCCUCACACCUCUGGGCUGAGGACACGUCCAGUCUACAACCAGGCUGAGGAGAGAAGAAGAUCUGACCACAUCAGCUGCACAGAGGCCAAACCGCUGCCACUCAGCAACAAAAACCUUGAGCAGCUCUGUUUAUAUUCACUUAACUGCUUCCUCACCUUGGACUCCACAGCCUAAAAUCCUCAAAUAAAUUCUACACUUAAAUCCCCCAGGAGCAGUUUUCUAUUGCUUCUUCAUCAAUCUCAGCAGAGAGAGAGAGAAAAAAAACUGCAACAGAAGAAGUCAUCAUCCUGAGAAAGACGUCACCCACGCUGCCCUCCAGACUGGAGCAUGUCCUGCCAGCCCUGUCACCCCUGCCGCUGAUCCAGGCGGUCAGCAUGAUCUCUCACUACCCCCUGGCCACCCUGCUGCCCUGGCCCCCAGGGCCCCAGCACCACUGUCCCGGCCUGGACAGCCCCCUGCUGCUGGAGGGGGAGGGAGGGGUCGCCCUGCAGAGGUACCAGCCACGCUCCCCAGAGAGCAGCCCGCGGACCUGGAGCUCAGUGCAGGACUGGGGGGAGGAAGUGGAGGAGGGAGCCAUUUACAACGUGACACUGAAGAGGGUUCAGAUCCAGCAGGCAGCCAACAAGGGAGCAAGAUGGCUGGGGGCGGAGGGGGACCGUUUGCCUCCUGGCCACACGGUGAGCCAGCUGGAGACCUGCAAAAUCCGGAGUAUCCGAGCUGGAACGCUGGAACGUCUGGUGGAGACAUUAUUGACGGCGUUUGGCGACAACGACCUCACCUACACCUCCAUCUUCCUGUCCACUUACAGAGCCUUUGCCAGCACUCAGACUGUCCUGCAGCUGCUGCUAGACAGGUAUGGAAGUGUGGAAGAAAAUGAGCAAGACACAGACAGAUGCCAAAGCUCUGAAACCAAAGGAGCCAUCAGAAAUGCCUUAGCCUCUAUCCUGCGUGCCUGGCUGGACCAGUGUCCAGAAGACUUUCAGGAGCCCACAGACUACCCCUGCCUCCACAGAGUGAUCGACUACCUGCAGAAGACCCUUCCAGGCUCGGAGCCCCUCAGGCGGGCACAAAGUCUGCUGGAGCAGCUGCAGAGUCAGGCCAGCAGUGAAGACACUGAUGCUGGUUUCCAUGGCAACAAUUCUUUCUGUCUCGGGGAGGAAGAGGAAGUAGAGAUUGAAGUUCAGGAGGACUUCCUUUCGUUUAAGGCUGACCUGGUAGCCGAGCAACUGACAUACAUGGACGCGCUGCUGUUUAAGAAGGUGGUCCCCCACCACUGUCUGGGCUCCAUCUGGUCUCAGAGGGACAAGAAGCAGAACAAACACAGUGCCCCCACCAUCCGUGCCACCAUCACCCAGUUUAACGCCGUGGCAGCCUGCGUGGUCAGUACGGUGCUGAAAUGUAGACAGAUACGGCCGCACCUCAGAGCACGGGUCAUCCAGCGCUGGAUAGACAUCGCUCAGGAGUGCCGUAUACGUAAGAACUUCUCGUCUCUGCGAGCUAUUGUCUCGGCGCUGCAGUCCAACCCUCUGUACAGGCUGAAAAGGGCAUGGGCCUGUGUGCACAAAGACAGCAUGCAGACGUUCGAGGAGCUCUCAGACAUUUUCUCAGACCACAACAACUACCUGACCAGCAGAGAGCUGCUCAUGAGGGAAGGCACAUCAAAGUUUGCCAGUCUGGAGAACGGUGCCAAAGAGCACCAGAAACGUACCCACAAGAGGCUACAGCUGCAGAAGGAAAUGGGAGCAAUGCAAGGAACAAUACCGUACUUGGGGACUUUUCUGACCGAUCUGACCAUGUUGGAUACAGCCUUGCCAGACCUAGUAGAGGGUGGUCUGAUCAACUUUGAGAAGAGACGCAGGGAGUUUGAGGUGAUAGCUCAGAUCAAGCUGCUCCAGUCAGCCUGUAACAGCUACUGUCUGUCUCCUGACCCGGCUUUCCUCCGCUGGUUCAAGAGCCAGCCGCAGCACAGCGAGGAGGAAAGCUAUGCCUUGUCUUGUGAGAUCGAGGGCCUUGGCGACAGCAGCCCGACGUCACCCAAACCUCGAAAAAGCAUGGUGAAGAGACUCAGCCUGCUGUUUCUGGGAGCAGACUCGUCGACAGCCAGCUCUCCAGUCAGAGAGAUGCCACGUUCUCCCCCUACUGGCAGCUCAGGGGAGAGCAUGGACUCUGUCAGUGUGUCCUCCAGUGACUCAAGUAGCCCCUCAGACAGUGAGGGGCUCACCCCAAUACACGCCUCAGACACCCAGCAGAACAAGCUAUCAGAGUCCUCCUCUUGUAAUUCUCUACACUCCAUGGACACUAGCUCGUCUUCAGCCAGUGUUUCGAUGACGCCCGCAUCUCCCUCACUCCCCGGCACCACCUGCACCCACAGACGCUCCAUCUCCCUUACGCCCUUGUCCCCUAGCUCGCCAAGCCAGCCCCCAGCCUACAACACCCAGGCGCAGGAUGCCUGUAUCAUAAGAGUGAGUCUGGAGCAAGGCAACGGGAACCUCUACAAGAGCAUACUGUUGACCAAUCAAGACAAGACUCCAGCUGUAAUUUCUCGAGCCAUGGCCAAGCACAACCUGGAGGUGGAGCCAGAGGACGGAUACGAGCUGGUACAGGUCAUCUCUGAGGAGCGAGAGCUGGUGAUCCCCGACAACGCCAAUGUAUUUUAUGCGAUGAACACCUCGGCUAACUUCGACUUCCUGCUUCGGGUGCGAGGCUCGGUGGGGCGACCUGUUCAGCUGCGGAGCCGGUGUAGUUCCACGCUUCCUCGCACGCAGCACCGCUCCAGCCUCUCCCUCAGACUCAGCAAAGUGACUCUGUGACGCCGGACUCUGGACUGUAGAGUUUCGACCCAGCAGUUUGCCCUUACACCCCCAACCAAGAACAAUACAGGGCAUGGGCUGGAUGUUGACUGUAGCAUAUGAAGUGGAGAGGCCGAGCGGUUUGGGGAUGAAUGGAUAAACGCACCCUGGAUCCAAGAUGGGCCCAGUCGAAAUUGUCGCGUUAAGACUCUUAAAGAGCUCCACUUUGACUCUUAGCUUGCCAGUCAAGUCUCACCCUGAACUGUCCCACACCACCCCACUCUUUCAGCCCUUCACCCAUCCCUAACCCGGACCCUGCUAUGGACCACGGAUGUAUAGUGUGACUGCUGUGCCAGUUGGACUAGAGACGUUUGACUAGCAAUGCCCGUGACAGAGUGAAACAGCGACUCCAAGUGGCCGCCACUCAUCACAACAAGAAGUUUUUGCACAUAUUGCAGGAGCAGCCUAACUCCUGACCUCCAACAGUAUUUUCAUUUUAACAAACUCCUUUUGUCCUGUGAUGUCUGUGUAGCUGAAUUUUCCGACUCUGGUGGUCGAUGAAGGGAGAAAUGGAUGGAAGUUUGGAUGGACAGAUGGAUGGAUGAAUUGAAGGAGAGGUAGAUUGAGUGUCCAGUCCUGUUGCCUUUCGUUGAUGAAUGAAUGGACUUCUGUCAGUAUAUUGUGAAUGACUGAUUUAUUGACAGGAGCUGUGAUUUCUCUAUUUUCCCUUCUCUGCCUUGUUUACCUGUGAUGUUCGCCAUGUGCACAGUGUGCACGGUGUGUCCUUCCCCUCUCAUAUUGUGAGCUGUGUGACGAAUGCAGUGUAUUUGCAUUCUGAUUGGUUCCGUUACUUGGUUUUAACAAGUCCUUGACAAAAUAUUGAGAUGGCCUUAGCUGCCCUAUCUCUAGGGUGCAGAAACUCAGUUUGUGUUGCAUUCUAAUCCAGGAAACAGUUCCCUAGCACCUCCCGGUUAUCCACUUUAUCAGUCCCUUCCUAAAUAAUUUUGGCUCAUGCUUGUAUCACAUUGCUACAAUUAAAUGUCACAAGUGUUCAUAAAGCAAAUCCACAAGAACAACAGAGGAGCAGAGGGAACUGACUGGAAUAGAAAGCACCACGCGAAAUGUGUCAAAACUGAUGCCUACUUGUACCUCCUUGCCCUUCAUUAUCUGAGCUAUAGAGUUGCACUUGUUAGUGGCUAGGAGUUUCCAACGGGAUGUGAAUGUGGAGGAAUGAGCAAGCCACUCUGAUAAUGGUUUACUCCCUCUUCAGUAAAUGUGUUAUUGUGUAUGUUUGUUAAUGUUGCUUUUUAUAUGUUUUUGUAUCACAAGACAGGCCAGAACUGUGUAUCGGCUUGGAGAGCAAUAGCGGUUUUUUUUUUACACGAAAAGGAAAUGAGUUCAGAUAAUGUCAGGAGAAAAAAAAAAGAAGAAGAAAAGCCA
Molecule: messenger RNA, 4325 nt
Organism: Myripristis murdjan (pinecone soldierfish)
Lineage: Eukaryota; Metazoa; Chordata; Actinopteri; Holocentriformes; Holocentridae
Gene: rgl1
Product: ral guanine nucleotide dissociation stimulator-like 1
Exons: 18
Coding region: 471-2906 (811 amino acids)
Biological process (GO): Ras protein signal transduction
Cellular component (GO): plasma membrane
Molecular function (GO): guanyl-nucleotide exchange factor activity
Source: RefSeq, a predicted model, not a curated record